GCGGUAUUUUUAUUAUUGACUUAGUUCAAAAUUUGAGUGCUUUAGUGUCAUCAAUGAGAAAUGAGUUUCAAGGCUCCUAAAUUUCCGAACUAUCUUUAAAAAGUGCUAGGUUUCCAUUUUUAUGCAGUAAAUAUUUUUAAGCUAAGCACAUCAUGACUAAAAUAAUAGAUAGUUUGGAAUGUGGAAAAUGUGGAGAGGUUUUCCACCAGCUGGAAAUUUUCAUCAAACACAAAAUGUCUGGUUGUACACCUAAAGAAGAUGAAAGUGAUGAAGAUGCUGCUUCUAAAGAAGCAAAAAAUAUCAAACAAAUUGUAAAAAAACCUACAGUGAGUGAAGCAAGCCCAAAAACGUCAACGAGCAAAUAUGCUAAAGAAAUUGAUAAAAUGAAAAAAAGUUGUUCACCUCAAGUAUUGAAAAAAAAGUUUCCAGUCUCACCUAGUUCAUCAUCGAAAAAAUCUAAGCUGUUGCCUGAUGCUCCAAAACUGAAAGGGGUAACUGGAUACCUUUGGAAAAAACGCAUGAUGCAAGAGCAAUUGAAAGAUCAAAAGAGACUCAUGAUAGCAAAAAGAAAAGCAAUGCAAUAUGCCUCUGAUGAAGGCUCAUUUGAACAGGAUGAGUCUUCAGAAAGUGAUGACAUGAUUGAAAUGAGGCCAGAAGCUCAGUGUGGAAACUGUGCAGGCUGUUUGCGUGAAGAAGAUUGCUUGGAAUGUGAAGUGUGUUUGAGGAAGAUGGAAGAUCCUGAUUUAGAAGACUUAUGUAUCUUAAGAGAGUGUACUGAAGCUGACAAUGAAGUUUUCAAAGUGGAAAAAAUACUUGCCAAGAGAUUUCGACAUGGACGUUAUGAAUAUUUGAUAAAAUGGAAGGGUUAUCCCAACUCUCAAAACACUUGGGAACCUAAAGAGAAUAUUUUAAGCCCUACUCUACUGGAGGAAUUUGAAAAAAGACAUCACAGACUUAUUGCAAAAAGAUCUCAGUUGAUGCCAGCUCCGAAGAAAAGGAAAAAGUUUUAUUACACAGAGUCAAGUGAUGAUUCAAGCCAAGAUGAGAUGCGCGCAUCUCGGAUGUUUUCUCCCGCAACUGCUUUAGAUGCACAAAGAGGUAGAUCUAGCAAAAAAGCUGCAAUGAACUUCAUAAAAACCGUUUGUUUGAAAGGAAGACGACCAAGCCCAGAAGUAGUUCAUUUUGAUGAGUCGGUAGUAUCAUCAGAUUCUGAUGCAAGAUCGAGGUCUCCAUCACCCCCUCCAGAAAUGGCUAGGAAAAAAAUUAUCAUUGAAGUUCCAGACCCAAGUGAAGAAGGCAAAUUUGUUAGAAUAAAAGGAGAAGCUAGAAGGAUUAAAUUUUUGAAAGAUUGUGACCUCAAUCCAGUUGUGGCUUUGGGUCAGAGAGUUCCUAUGGAUGAGGCUGGCAUACAAGCAUAUUUAUUUGAUUACCUUAUUCAGGCAAGGUUAAAAAAACUCAAUACUAAAAAGUCCUUUAGAAAUAUUGAAAUACAAUCUGGUAGUCUGUCAUCCCCAAAGCUAGCAAAGGAUAACUCAAAUCCUGUUAAAUUCAUACCUUCUAUUAAAAGUGCGUCUAUUGCAAAGCUGCCGAUUCCCCAAUUAAGUAAGUCAAUAGAUGAUAAAAUCCAAGACAAGAAAAGGAGAGUUACAUACCAAGAAAAAAUUGAAAGCCUAUUGAGUCAAGAAAGAAAUGAUAUGGAGGUUUCUUUUGAUGAUGUAGAUGAUUCACUUAAUGGUGGGGAUUCUAAAACUUUAGCAGAAUUAAGAGAAAGUUUGCGGCAAAAUAUGAAAAAAACUGAAGAAAAGAAGACAUUCAAACCUAGUGGCCCUGAAUCAGUUCCAAAAGUGGGUGCUAGAAAGAAUUUUGUACGGCCCAUAAAAUCAAAACCAUCGCCUGCACAAAGUUCACUCCAUCAAGCACCAACAACUAGUUCUACAAAUUCUGCAAAAGACUCGACAAUCAAUUCCGGUGAAAGAGUUUUUGUCGUAAUGCCAGAUGGUAGCAUGGUUGAAGUAAGUUCUGCAAAGAGUGAUGAAAACGUUUCAAAAUCCUCUCCAGAACCUGUAAAGAAAACUCCUGCCAAAGAAAAACCAAAGGUACCUAAACCGUUGGCUGUUGCAUCAAAAAAACCUGUAACCCAAGUGUCCUUGGAGGAUUGCACAAGUGAUGCUACUGAUGAUAGUAGGACAUUGAAACUCCCAAACACAUUACAGUUAGUUCAGAGUGAAUUGCCUUUAUCUGAAGCAGAAAACAGCAACAAAUUAAUAGGCAUGUUUCUGUUUCGUCAAGUUAUAUCACCAAAUGACACAAAUCAUAAAUGUCUUCUUUGUACAGCAAAAAAUACAUACCGUACUCUCUUGGAUUUGGAGAAACAUUAUAGUACUGUUCAUGAAUUAGCUUCACAGAUGUUUAAAGCAGAGUUCAGCGAAAAUAUUGUCUUUGUUUGUGUUCCUCCAGAUGUUACAGAGCAAACUACUCUAAAUUCAGUUUGUAGAUUUUGUGAUAUUACUCUAAAAAAUUUGGCUGAAGUCCGAUCUCAUUAUCCUACUUCCCACACUAAAGUUGUUCGGCUCGUACAUGAACAGCAAGUAAUGGAGUUAAAUACAUCUUUAUUUUGUAGCAUAUGCUCUAAAAUGUCGAAAAAUUUCACUGAUCAUCACAGUCACAUGAAGAGUGUGCAUAGAAUGCAGACAUAUGUGUGUAAAUAUUGCAGCUUUAUAACUUCCAGAGCAAAUCGAUUAAAGUCUCAUGUGAAACAAAAGCAUCCUCAAGUUUCAAGCCCUUUAUCAAAUACUGUUGGAUCCGUGAAAGGAAACAAGCUUAAACAGAAGUGUCCCGUUUGUCAGCUCUUUAUAAAUGGAAAAGAAACCCUGGACCAGCAUGUGACAUCAUCUCAUGCUAUUCAAACAGGUCCUGAAAUAUAUUCAUGCAUAAAAUGCUUGCGUCAUUUUGGUUCGCUAAAAGAAUUUACUGAUCAUGUUUUUAAUUGCACUCCUACUGAUGUGGAAGAACCUGUGAAACUUUCACAAUUAAAACAAGAUGUAUUUAUUUAUAAAUGUAAUCAGUGUGCUUCAAUGUUCUUCACAGAAAGAGACAUAAAGAAACAUUUAGCUGAUUCCAAGCAUGCUCAAAGCUUCGAAGUAGUCGCACCUAACGAAGUGGGGAACUACAACUGCUUUUUGUGUGACAAAAUUUUUGCUACUGAUGAUUUGUGCAGAAGUCAUUAUUUACAUGUUCACAUGGCAUGGAUUGAAAAAAGUGCGCCUAAAUUUGUGGAGACACAUGGUGAUGUAGAAAAAGAUGACAUUGAUGGAUCGAUAACUGCAAACAAUGCUCCUGGAAAUGAAGAAUUGGCAGUCAUUGAAUUUCCAGACAAAAUAGGACAUUACUGUCACCAUUGUGAUUAUGUCAUCAAAAAUUAUACCCUUUUCUGCCUUCAUAUGCAGGGAAUGCAUGCUUGUGAAAAACGUUUUCAAUGUGCAAUUACAAGUUGUACAAAAACUUUCACUAGCCCCAGUGAAUUUAAGAAACAUUCAAGAGUACAUGAUCAACGUUAUGCUCAUAAUUGUAGCAUAUGUGAUUCAACAUUUACAGAUGAAGCAGAGUUAAAAGAACAUAAUUUAUCAGUAGAACAUGGCACGAAGUACAUGAAAAUGCAUGAAAAAUGUCGGCCAAGUGGUAUUGAAGCACGUAAUCAUCAGUGUAAAGUUUGUCAAACGUGGUUUGGCUUACAUCAUUACCUGGUUAGACACAUGGAGACUGACGAUCAUGAUUAUACCUGCCAGAAAUGUGGUCUGCAAUAUUUGCAGCCUGGAUCACGGCGAUUGCAUAUUCAGCAAGUUCAUCCUGAAAUUGCUACUACCUGUGAGUUUUGUACCCUUAAAAUGUCAAGCACACAAGCUGUUUGGGGUCACUUAAAAACUCAUGGAAUAGUUCAUGAAUGUGAAAUUUGUCACAGAAGAUUUUUACACAAGGAACAAGUAACUACUCACAUGGAAGCUCAUGAUCCUCCAGUACAGUGUCCAUGGGAAGGCUGCUUCCGUCAACUUGUAACAAAAAUAAGUCUCUAUUAUCAUUUGAAAACUCACAGGGGAGAUAUAGAUUACAAGUGUUCCGUUUGCUCCAAAGGAUUUAUGAAACAGAAGCUUUUGGAAGCUCAUAUGCGCACUCAUCAAAUCGAAACACCAGCUCCAAAACCUGAUGAAAAAGCUGAAGAGAAAGCCCAAAGUGAAGGUGAAUUAAUUCAACUAAUUUGUGCUGGAUGUGAAAAGGGCUUCGAUGAUGAGGAUCAAUUUGCUGGUCAUGAAUGUUCCCCGGAAAAAGAGUCGGUAAUUCCUGCUUCAGUCGCUGAAACUGAACAAAAAGUAGAUAGCGUUCAGAGUGAAUCUGUAAGUAAAGAAAAGGUAUCAGGACGCAAACUAUCGGAAGACAAUAAAGAUGCAGAGGAUUCGUCUAAAACUAAGUCAGCUGAUGUUUUGCUCGAUGCUGUUCUAGAAGAUUCUGCCGACAGUCAUAAUAUGCAAGACAGCAAUUUUAAGCAAGCGACGGAUGAAAAAUCGGUAGAUCCAGAUGAAGAACCAAAGACACUGGAAAUAGUGUCUACUGAAAAUAGUGUUGAUGUUCCUGACAAAAAUUUCAACGUAGAAUCUGCAGCGUCAAAUAUAGAAGAUGAAAAAAAAGAAUUCAUUGAUGGAGUGUUGUCAAUUUCUAAUCAAGAAAGCAACGAUGGAUCUUCUGCUCAGUUUGACGAUAUUUCAAGUGAAAUGGUUCUUGCUAUGGAAAAAAAUCAAGUUAUGAAUUUAGAGGAUUCUAAUUCAAUCAGUAACCAACCAGAAUUCUCGUUAGACGGUGAAAGCAAAUUGGAAGAAACAGUUGAAGUAUCAUCCGAGCAGCCAAUGGAUAUUUCAGAAUCUGAAAAUAAAAUUGAUUCUGAGAAAUUCAUAGAAGCAGACUCUCAAGCACAAUUCUCAGAUGCAGUUGAUUCAGAGCAGCAAAUAAUUUCAGAGUUCGCUAGCAUAAGUCAAGACAUUACUUCUGUUAGCGAAAAGGAAAAUCUUGAAGACACUCCCAUGGAAAGUUCAGACCAAAUACUUGAAGCCUCUGAUGGGAGUCAAGAGAUCGACUCUGAGCAUGUUGUAAUGAUGGUUGCAGAUCAUCAAGACGAUAGCCAAAGUAUCGAAUUGGAAUUACCUGAUGAUUCCCAGUAUAAUCGCACUUAUAUGAAAGUGCCUACUUCUGAUGGCAAAAUGUUGCUGAUACCAUUCAGUGCCACUGAAAGUGGAACAACAGUGCUGUCUUUGCCACCUGGCUUGACAUUGGAGCACGACGGGACUGCUCACGGGCAAACAAUUCAAGUUGCGCUUGAAGGUGCUGAGGAAGUAGAUGAAAAUGGUGAACCAACAGGACAAAGAUUUCUGCAUGUACCAGUGGAAGGGGAAGUAAUGGAGGAAUUAUUGCAAAGUGGAGGCAUUCAAGUUGAAGAGAAAAUGACCACAGAUACUAUUGUAACUGAAGCUGACAUUUCACUUCAAUGUAGUGAAGACUAAUGCAGAACUGCAUUUUAUUUCUGUGGCAACAGAUCUAUAUUAAAACAAUUCUUUUGGGACUUAAGUUGGAACAAUCCUUACUCUGUUUUCUUUUUUGUAAUCCAUUGCGAUGUUAGUAAAAAAACAAUAGAUAACCAUUCAACAGACGUCUAAUAUUUGCAUUUGGAAUUCAAACCAGUGUAAAAAAAAAAACAUUGUUUUACUUAAUAUUUUAUUUUUAAACAGCUAAAACGGUCAGAUUUCAUGUAAAUAUUGCAUAAAUUGUAUUUUCCUUCUUAGAAUUUUAAUCUGCUGUCGUAUCAUUGGAAGCCAGAAAUUUAGGAGUCAUCAUUUUACCAACAUAUGGGAAUGUGAUGAUUGACUACAGCUUUUACACUGUGUAUUGUGUAUAAUAAAGUUUAAAUCGUAUAUUUUAUAAUUAUGUAUAUAUAAAUGAAUUAAAAGUGUUCUCAAUCUGUAAAGAUUGGAAAUAAAGAAAUCAGUUGUGGUAGUUAUAUUUGCCUUUUUCCUACAAAAAUGGACUGCAAUUUUGGUUUCGAGACGAGAAGGUUAGGACCGAACGUGAGUUAGUUUGCGUUGUUACAUUUUUGUAUAAAAUACUUUUUUUAGAAUUAUAUUUGUUUUAGUACGCUAGUAGUACUAAAAAAGUUUUUUAAAUGGCUAAAUUUAAGUUAUCGUCUUGGAAGAAAAAUGAAUUUAUCCUUUCUUUUCAGCAAACAUAAAACAUUACUUGGGCAAAUACAAGAAAACUAGUAAAUGGCUAAGGUAGUUCUGUUAAAGCUGAAUUUGAUAGAGGUGUUACAUUUUAGUGACUGUAUUGACCACAACAAAAAUAAAUUAUUUUUAACGAAAAAGACUUGCCACAAUAAGAAUCUAUCGUAAUAGCUUUAGCGCAAAAGCAAACCGUGAUGCUGGGAGUUCCAAAUGCAAAUGUAGGCCUAGCUGCUUCGAUAUCGCUACUUUAACGUGCAUGGGAUUUAUUGUUUUGAGAAUUAGAAAUCUGUAAUUUUGUCUUCAAAAAUGCAUGUAUCAAAUGUUUUGAAUAAAGCUAUCGUUACUA
Uloborus diversus is the source of this 6606-nucleotide messenger RNA. RefSeq lists its product as uncharacterized. The record is from RefSeq and is a predicted model, not a curated record. Gene Ontology annotation, biological process: regulation of transcription by RNA polymerase II. Gene Ontology annotation, cellular component: nucleus. NCBI's taxonomy places the organism in Eukaryota, Metazoa, Arthropoda, Arachnida, Araneae, Uloboridae. The coding region runs from base 153 to 5546 and encodes 1797 amino acids. The transcript is spliced from 20 exons. Gene Ontology annotation, molecular function: DNA-binding transcription factor activity, RNA polymerase II-specific; zinc ion binding; RNA polymerase II transcription regulatory region sequence-specific DNA binding.